AACACAUGCCAUAUAACACUAAAUUUGAACCCAACAGCAUUUUUAUUCAUCACUUUUGCUAGAAUAGUGUCGAAUCAAUGGCCGACACAAUUUUUCGAUAUCCUUUUAGAAACUUUUUCUUGGACCAUCCUCCAAAUUUUAGAGAAUAUUAUGGCUCAACAUCACUCUUGGAUUGGAUUGAAUCCCCAACUGCUCAUAUCAUCAAAAUCAAUGUUCCAGGAUUCAAGAAAGAUGAGAUAAAAGUGCAGAUUGAGGAAGGGAAUGUUUUGCACCUAAGAGGAGAAAGUUUGAUAGAGGAGAAUCAUGGAAAGGAAAUUAUUUGGCAUAUUGCUGAGAGAGGAAAUGGAAAAGAAGAUUUCUCAAGGAUGAUUGAAUUGCCUGAGGAUGUUAAAUUGGAUAAGAUUAAGGCACAUAUUGAAAAUGGAGUUCUCACUGUUGUUGUUCCUAAGGAUUUAUCUCCUAAAUCGCAUAAAGUUCGAAAAGUUAACAUCAAUAGUAGGCUUUAAGUUUAUCAUAUUAAUUGUAUUUAUAUGAAUAAGAAUGGAAGGAAAAAUAAAUGAAAAACAAUUGCAUGUUGUGAUCAAAAGUAAUGGAAUUUUUCUGUUUGGAUUGUAUGAACAAUUGAUAUGAGUCUUGUGUUUAUGUAAUUACUUUUAAAUAUUUUUAGUAUAUUCACAUU
Vicia villosa (hairy vetch) is the source of this 679-nucleotide messenger RNA. RefSeq names its product 15.7 kDa heat shock protein, peroxisomal-like. Gene Ontology annotation, biological process: protein complex oligomerization; protein folding; response to salt stress. The record is from RefSeq and is a predicted model, not a curated record. The transcript is spliced from 2 exons. The coding region runs from base 78 to 506 and encodes 142 amino acids. NCBI's taxonomy places the organism in Eukaryota, Viridiplantae, Streptophyta, Magnoliopsida, Fabales, Fabaceae.